AUGGUUGGGGGACCAUACCCGGUCGAGGCUUCGGGGGAACGCCCCCCACUUCGGGGAACUCGCGAUGAAGGUCCCGCCAUGGCCUCGGAGCGCUAUUGGCGGAUAUUUAACGAUCCGGGCCUAUCACCGCCCGACGGGGCCCCCGUCAAUUCCUCGCCUGUAUCGCCUGAGGCCUUCCACGACCUCACUCAUCAGUUGCGCCUCGUCAACCAGCGGCUUGACGAUGUGCAGAAGGAGGUCCACGGGGCGAGGGGAGAGCUUGGGGGAGACGCGCCCCGGAGAUCUCUGUUCACACCCGAAAUAUUGGAGCACGCAGUCCCCCCGAGUUUCCGAAUCCCCCCCCUGGACACUUACGACGGCUCCACCGAUCCGACCGAACAUGUGGCGGCUUUCCGCGCCCGAAUGACACUAUACGAAACCUCUGAUGCCCUGACAUGCAGGGCAUUCCCCACCACUCCGAGGGGACCGGCCCUCGCGUGGUAUGGCGGCUUGAAGACCGGAACGGUCGCAUCCUUCGACCAGCUCGUCAGUGACUUCGAGCUCCACUUCAUAGCCUCCGCACGGCCGAAGCCUUCCAUGGCGUUCCUCCUCGGACUCAACCAGAAGGAGGACGAGCCCCUCUCCCUUUAUAUAAAUUGCUUCGCAUCAAAAAUCCGGGAGCUGCCGGACGCUCACCCUUCUUUGUCAAUGCAGGCGUUCGUAAGAGGCUUGCGCCCCUCCAAGCUUUUUUGGUCUCUCGUGGAGCGACCUCCCGUCUCGAUUCCCGAGCUGCUCCAGCGCGCGAACCAAUUCGUUGAGGCCGAGGCCUGGAUGGUGGGGAAGCGGCCGGAGCACAAGAGGGAAAGGUCGGAGCCAGCUCAGGGACAACCGCUUCCCGCGCCCAGGCGAAAGCUGAGCCAGUCCGACCCUCCCACGCUGAGAACCCACCUACCCUCUCCGGGUGCCUCCCGGACGAAGAUAUUUCUCCAGAUAAGGGAAAGGGGCCAUCUCAAAACCCCCUUCCCGAUGAAGAACCCGCGGGAGCUGGCUGACCGAUCCAAGUAUUGCCGUUUCCAUCGGCAAAGCGGACACGAUACCGAGGAAUGCCGCGAGCUGUCGUGA
This is a messenger RNA of Musa acuminata AAA Group (dessert banana), 1101 nucleotides long. RefSeq lists its product as uncharacterized. The transcript has 2 exons. Bases 1 to 1101 code for a protein of 366 amino acids. Lineage: Eukaryota; Viridiplantae; Streptophyta; Magnoliopsida; Zingiberales; Musaceae. The record is from RefSeq and is a predicted model, not a curated record.